GCCCGCCCACCCCGCGCUGGCAUGCUUCGCUCCGCCCGCGCCGUCGGUGCCGCCGCGCUCCGGCACCUUGCGACUCCCCCCUCGCGGGCGGGUGUCGCCCUGUCGGACCCGCUCGGCUUGCUCCGGCGUCCGGGGCUCCUGCCAGCCGCGGGGCAGAUCGUCCGGGCCCGGCACUCGUGGGCCGGGGCGCCGCCCUCGCGCGGGCCCCCCCCGCCCUCGACCGACGAUGACAAGCAGAUCCUCAAGCGCCGGCUGAAGUACCAGCAGCACGCGGCCACGGUCGCCGGGCCGACGCCGUUGCGGCAGCAGCCACAGCAGCCGCAGCACCGGCCGCACCACCCGCACUCGCACUCGCAGCAUCAGCAGCGCGGGUCGCCUUCGCGUGGUGGCCGCAACGCCAAUGCCGGUGGUGGUGGCGGCGGCGGCGGCGGCGGCCAUGGCGGCGGCUACGCCGACCGGCGCGGUGAGCGGGGCCCUCGCGCUGAUCGCGGAGGCCGCACCGCCCAUGGCGGCCCUCGCACCCGCGAGGAUCGCGGCCAUCAUGGCCAGCGCAAUGGCCGGCCCGGCAGGACCGCCGACCGUCCGGCGGAUAUCCCCCCCCACGGCCGGGACACCAUCCCCUCCGGCCCGACGCCGGAUUGGGUCAACCGCCUCCCCACGCCGAACAUCCCCACCACCCUCAUCACGCCGGACCUGCUGGCCCGGAUGGGCACGCGGGCGGCCGGCACCGCGGCCAUGGCCUCUCUUGCCACGGUGGCUCCCCGGUUCGGGGGGUCAUCUCGGCCGGGCUCGGGCUCGGGCUCGGGCUCGGACGUGGGCCCGCGCGCGCGGCCCCGCUCCCCGGGCCCUCCUGCUCGCGGUCCCGGCCCCCGCGCCUCGGGCCCUGCCGCUCGCAGCCCGGCCCCCGGCCCGGUCAUCUACGAGCCGGAGUUCCCGGAGUUCAUCACCCGCGGCAAGCUGUCGCCCACCGACCGCCUGCGCAUGGUCCCCGACUUGCGUACCAUGGUGCCGGACUUCGCCGCGACCACCCUCUCGCCCGUGCUCAUCAAGGUCCUCCGCCAGCGGGGCAUUUCCAUCCCCUCCAAGCCGCAGUCCACGUCGCUGCUGGCCGCCCUCUACGGCUUCGACGUGGCCAUCGGGUCCACCCUCGGCAGUGGCAAGUCCCUGACGCUGGUGCUGCUGAUGGUGCAGAAGAUGAUCGCCGCGCGUGUCCUUUCCCUGCCGUCGGCCGUGCGCCGGACCCUGGAAGCGGACCUGGCCGGGCCCGAGGCCGAGCUCCUGGCCCAGACGUCGGCCGUGGAGCUGGAGCACCAGAAGCGCGUCCGGUUCUUCCGGGAGCUGGAGCGCCUGGGCGCCGCCCCGCCGCCCGGGGCCCCGGGCCCCGGCGCCGCCGGCUUCCCGGAAAUUUGCCACCUCCCCCUGCGGCAGAUUUGCGUUGUCCCCUCGCAGCAGCUCCUGGCCCAGCUGACCCGGUGGACGUGCGAUCUGUGGUUCGCGGCCGACGCGGCGCUCAUGGCGGCCGUGCGCAGCCGCUGCCCGGACUUCGACCUGGCCGGGUUCCUGGCCCGCGCGGCCAGCACCCCCGCCUCGGUGUCCGCCUGCGAGGCCGACGGUCUGAUUCCCCCGAUGCCGGGCAGCGCGUCGGCCGGGGAAAUGCGCUUCUGGGUGCAGGCCCUGGCCCGGGGGGUCGGCGGCCCGGGCGGGCCAUCUGCCCCGGGGCCGAGCCCGGCCCCGGCCUCCUCCCUGUCCAUGCUGGAUGAGCGCGACGCCUUCCCCGAGACCGCCAGCGCCGGCCAGUGGGUCGAGCUCUCGGACGAUGAGGGCACCCUCACCGAUGAGGACCCGGAGUCGGGGCUGGCCAUGGCCGACGGCCACAGCGAUGGCGAUGGCGAUGCCGAUGCCGAUGCCAAUGGCGAUGGCUUGCCCGGGCCCUGGCCCAGCCUCGAUGAUGCGCGGGCGUCCAACCCGAUCCCGGCCCCGGGGUCGGCUCCGGCGGCCACCCCGGCCGCGGCCACCCUCCUGGACCCGGAUGCCUUCAUCGCCGGCGGCCUGGCCCCGGCCAUCGGGGCGCCCUUCACCCUGCUGGUCACGCCGACCAUGCUGCAGGACCUCCUUGAUCGGGAUGAGCUGCCGCUGGGCCGUGUCCAGCUGCUGGCCGUGGACGAGGCCGACGCCGUGGUCCGCCCCGUGGGCCGGUAUUCCACCAAGCGCACCAACAGCAAGCACCACCUCCAUCCGCCCAAGGGGGCUCUGGCGCUGAAGGCCAUCCGGCCCCUGGUGGACUUCCGCUGCCAGACCGUUGUCACCAGUGCCACCUUCAACAACCCCACGCGCUAUGACUUGCGCGGGAUGGGCUGGCUCGCGCGCCCCCUCUACCAGUCGGACCUCGGCCCCAACCGGUCCUACCUGCAGGAGGGCAUCGUCCAGUACUUCGUGCCCAUUGAGGACCUCAUGCGCUCGGACCCGACCCUGGACGAGAUUGAUCGCAUCCUCCUCCAGGGCGCCGGCGGGGAGGCCGACGCCACGGGCCCGGUCCAGGAGGACUUCGACGAGGAGGUCAUUUCCCCCGAGCAAAUGGCCAUCCUCCUGAAGAAGGACCCCUCCCUGAUGUACACCCCGCCGCCGGGCACGCCCGACGACCCGCAGCAGCAGCCGCAGCAGCAGCAGCAAGACCCCACCGGGCACGCGGGCCACCCCCAGGAGGACGCCUGGUCCACCGACAGCGACGAGGACGCCUGGUCCACCGAUGGGUGGGGCAGCGACCUCGACCUCGACGACUUCCCCCGCGAGGAUGUCGACGCUCUGCUGGACAUCAGCCGGACCUUCCCGCCGGAACGCCUGCGCGAGCUGGCCGUCAUCGGCCGGUCCAUCAGCUCCUACCAGCCCACCUCGGCCAUCCUGUGUGUCGGCGAGCAAAUCAGCGUCCCGCGCUUGGUCGACACGCUGACCCUGCUGAACCGCAUCCAUGGGCUCGGCUUGCCGGUGGUGCACAAUCUGGAUGAGCUGCUGCUCCACUCGCGGCCGAUGCUCUUCCAGCCGGAGCUUCUGACCCGGCACCGGACCCCGAUGGACCAGCUGGCCGGGCGGAUUGACCGCGCGGCCGGCGACCCGGCCUCCGGGGCCCCGGGCCCGGACGCCGAGUUGGACCUGGACCCGGCCGACAUCGGGUCCAUGGAUGCCCAUACGCUGGAUCGCUUUGCCCGGCGGGCGUCGCAGCUGAAUCGCCCAUUCCCCGGGCCCGGGCUCUUUGUGGCGCGGAAUUCCACCGUCCGCGGCCUGGACACCCGCGGCCUGAGCCAUGUUUUCAUUUACGACCUGGACACGUCCACCAACCAUCACGCGCAGUACCUCCACUCGAUUGGUCGCCUGUGUCGGCGCCCGGGCGAAACCGGCGUCAGUGUCCUGUACUAUGGCACCCCGGAUGCGGCGUAUGUUGACCGCCUGCGCAAGGACCUCUCCCUGGCCGAGGCAGAUGGCGCGCUGGACGCCCUUGGCCCGGCCGCCGGUGCCGGCCCCGGCCAGGAGGAUGAGGAUCAGCAGCAGCAGCAGCAGCAGCCCCAGCUGCCCGAGUGGGUGCUCAAGCGGGAGUUGGAGCUGCAGAAGCGGCGCGAGAGUGUUCGCCGCCGCCGGGCUCUAUUUGCUUAGCAUCGCCAUGCUGCCUGGGUCCGUCUCCCUCUCCUUCGCUGCACGCCUACCCCCCCAUAGAUAGAAUAGAUAGACGCACGCGGACUCGCGCACGAGAA
Fonticula alba is the source of this 3743-nucleotide messenger RNA. RefSeq lists its product as hypothetical. Bases 22 to 3645 code for a protein of 1207 amino acids. Lineage: Eukaryota; Rotosphaerida; Fonticulaceae. The record is from RefSeq and is a predicted model, not a curated record. The transcript has 4 exons.